UAUGAUCAUCCAGUAGAAGACAGUUGUUCACUUAGUGGCACGAAGGUGCGAGUCGGAUAUUGCUGGCAUGUUAAUAUGGUACUUGUGCGUCUGCUUUGCAUGUUACGUAUGAUUCGUAGCUCGCUAAGCACUUCUGUUGCAUGUUGUAUGAGCUGCGCGCGCAGCGCCACGGCCCAUGUUCUUCGGGUGUCUCGCGUUGGCUGUCGGGAUCACUUUGCCGCUGUGUGGAAAUGUCCGCCAUGUUUUCCAUGGCGCAGGGAGCAGAUCGGCCGAGAGAAAAUAGGUUUUAAAACCAGCAAAACUCGAUAAGAAAUGGCUUCUUGUACUGGAUUCCGUGCCAAUGGGAGCCCAUGAGUCAGACCGUGGUGGAAAUAAUCGGGUGCCCUGUGGCUUUGGACCGAGUUUUUGACUGAAUUCUGGCAGGAUAAAUGUUUCCUCCACAUCUUGUGUUAUUGUGAUAGGCGAAAACAAUGAGUAAACUAUCGUUCCGGGCGCGAGCGCUAGACGCCGCCAAACCUCUCCCCGUAUACCGCGAUAAAGACCUUCCGGACCUUAACGACUGCGUCUCCAUCAACCGAGCUGUCCCGCAAAUGCCAACGGGGAUGGAGAAAGAAGAAGAGUCGGAGCACCACUUGCAGAGGGCCAUUUCGGCGCAGCAGGUGUUCCGGGAGAAGAAGGACAGCAUGGUCAUCCCGGUGCCGGAGGCCGAGAGCAACAUCACCUACUACGACCGUCUGUACAAAGGGGAGUGCCAUGUUCCCAAGCAGCUCAUCCACAUCCAGCCGUUCAGCCUGGACAACGAGCAGCCCGACUACGACAUGGACUCCGAAGACGAAACCCUUCUCAACAGGCUGAACAGGAAGAUGGAGAUUAAACCGUUCCAGUUUGAAGUCAUGGUCGACAGGCUCGAAAAAGCCAGUGCCAACCAGCUCGUCACUCUGCAAGAAGCCAAACUGCUGCUGAACGAGGAUGACUGCCUCCUGAAGUCGGUCUACGACUACUGGGUGAGGAAGAGGAAGAACUGCCGGGGGCCUUCUCUCAUCCCGCUCAUCAAGCAGGAGAACCGGGACGGCUCCACCAACAACGACCCCUACGUGGCGUUCCGCCGGCGGACCGAGAAGAUGCAGACCAGGAAGAACCGUAAGAACGACGAGGCAUCCUAUGAGAAGAUGCUGAAGCUGAGGAGGGAGUUCAGCACGGCCGUCACUAUCCUGGAGAUGAUCAAAAGAAGAGAGAAGUCCAAGCGAGAGCUGCUUCAUCUGACCUUGGAAGUGGUGGAGAAAAGGUAUCAGAUCGGCGACUUUGGAGGGGAGAUUCUCAACCAGCUGGCCAUUCCUCGGACAGAGAAGUCCAUUUACACCUCGCCAAUAUGUCUGCCGAAUGGAAAUCGCCACAAAAUAGAGAAUAAAGCAAAGCGUCCGCAUCACAUCGCGGUCAAGGACGAGCUGCCCUUCGACUUCGUCCGGCCCAAGAAGAAGUACCAGAAGAAGACCAAGCUGGACGUGCUGCGGCAGCAGUGUCACCCCGUCCACCGGGCCGCCAUCAGCAAGCGGGACAUCAAGCAGUACGACUUCCACAGCUCCGGGGAGGAGGACUACCCUCAGAUCCAGUCCCCGGCCUCAGAACCCGAUGAGGAGAACGAUCCGGACGGGUUGUUUGGCUUCAGGAGGAAAGCUGGGUGUCAGUACUAUGCUCCUUGUGAGGACCGCAGCGGCUCCCCCCUGUGGGAGCGCCCCCCGGAGGUGGCGGGGCAGCGGGAGCUGCGGCUCAGACACUGCCUCACCGCGCUGUCCGUCCCCCGCCGCUGCGUGGGCCUCGCCCGCCGCAGGGUGGGCAGAGGCGGCCGGGUGAUUUUGGACCGGGCGUCGUCCGAGCACGACCGCGUCCUGAAGCGGCUGGACCCGGACGUGUUCGCCUCCGCCGGGGACGGCUCGGACCCGCCCGCGCGGCCCGCAGCCUCCGGCCCGCUCCCCGCCGCCAAGGCCGGCUCCCUGGCCGAGAUCCUGGAGAACAUCCGGACGUGCCGCUGGCGCUGCUUCAGGCCGCGGCCCCGCCCGGCCCGGGACGCCGGCGACGACCACGACGACGCCGACGGGGGCGCGGGGAGGAGAGCGGCGGCGGCUCCGAGCGACCGGCUGACGGACGCUUCCGCGCCCAUCGCUCCCAAGAACCCGCCUCCAGGCGGCAUCACUGAGGAGCAGUACCACACUCACCAGCAGCAGCUGGCUCAGAUGCAGAAGCAGCAGCUGGCCCAGCUGCGACACAAGCCGCCGUCCCAGCAUGCCUCGCCGCCAGUGCGUCUCAACGCGCAGCAGGUGCCGGGCCCGUCGGGCCGAGCGUCGAAAACCCUAGACUCGGCCAGCGCCCACUUCGCCGCCUCGGCCGUGAUCAGCGCCUCCGCGCCGGGGGCCCCCGAGGCCGGCAGGGAUCCCCGAACCCACGGGGUCAACGGCGUCCUCCAGGCUUCAGGGACCUCCAAACCGCCCCACUCCACCAGCAGCACCGCUCCGCCCCCCUCGGCCCCGGCGCAGCUGCUCCGGGCCGGCUCGGCCCCCGGCGCCCCCCUGUCCCUGCCGGGCGGGGCGCACCUGAGCAACGUCAGCGCCGUGUCCCCCGUCAACCUGCCCCUGGUGGGCCGGGCCUCGGCCCCCUCGCCGUCCGCCUUAAAGCUGGCCACCGUCGCCGCCACCGCCCUGGAGCGGCCCCCCAAAGUCACGCCCGCCAGCGGCAUCGGCGGCAUGGCCAGAGAGAACCACGAGCGCGAGAGGCUGGCUCUGAACGGAAUGUCGGACACCACAGUCGCCAUGGAGGUCACAUAGCCGUCAGCGCUCACGCGACGCAUGACAGAACCACUCCACUGACCCUGAAUGAACUCAGACUUCCACAUCCUCUGUGUCUUUGCUCAUUUUUACAUGGACCUAUAUUCAACUGCAGCAUAUCAAAAAUAUUAAGAAAAUUUGUCUAUAUAUAAAUAUAUAAAUAUAUAAAUGUACAUUUUUGUAAAAUUGGGGAUAUCACUACCUUGUAAAAUAGUAUAUUUGUAUCAUUAGUAUGUUAUUUCUGUUACUUGAAUUCUAGAUAUUUUGUCAUCAUGCUUUUGCACUUGAAAAUGCAACCGACAGAGGAGGAAACAUUAGGUGCAGCAAUUCUGUUUGGGGGGAUCGAGAGAAUGGGUCCUGCCUCACUUGUUUUAACUAUUUAUUUUGCAAUGUUUACAUUUUGUAUCUUGUACAAAUAAAUCAAAUUUUGUGUCUACAAAACAUGGAGAUCGCCAGAGUUAACGUAGAGUUCUUGUACUUUUUUAUUUUAAUGGCAAAGUAACUUUUGCCUGGUUCAUUUGUUUCAUAAAUUGAAUAGAUAUUAGUGCAUUUUUCCAUUGAGAGAAUUAUUUGUAUUGCUUUCAAAGGGUUAAUGGAGGAGGAGUGGCUUUUUAAUGUUUUAAAAUUGUCAUUUUGUUCCAGUGUCAAUGCAUCAACAGUUCCUAAAUGAUUGUGAACAUGUGAAAAUGGAGAGAAAAUGUUAAAACGCAUAGGAACUAUUAAGAUUUUUUUAUUUAAAAAGAAUGCACAUGUAUGCAUCUUACAUUUUCGUUCUCCAAGUGUAAAAGAGGAAAAUAAUCGUAAUACAUUUGCCUUUUUUAAACAUAACAGGGGUUACGUGAAUGCAUAUUACACCGGUAUGGAUCGAUAUAUCUGUUGUGUAAUCUUGCAGGUUAUUGGAAACUUGUCAGAGCAUCGCCCGAGAUGGGCUAAUGCAUCAAGGCUAGUCUCUUGUAUUUUUAUUUUUAUUUUUUUUUCUGGUGGCCACCAGCCAAGUAACAGCUAAGGAAACGUGUCUGAGGAUCAGUGUUGGGCCUCCUGUAGUAUAGUUAAAUUGGUGUAGUGAAUUCCUGUACAAACAGUAGAAACAUAUUUAGAUAGUAUUAGUUGAUGCACUGCUUCAGACAGAUGUUUCCCCCUGUUGCUUGUACUUGGAGUAUUUAUGAAGAAAAUCAUGCAGGGAAAUAAAACUAGUACAUAUCAGGA
This is a messenger RNA of Anguilla anguilla (European eel), 4025 nucleotides long. It is a transcript of the gene epc2, whose product is annotated as enhancer of polycomb homolog 2 (Drosophila). Gene Ontology annotation, cellular component: piccolo histone acetyltransferase complex. Lineage: Eukaryota; Metazoa; Chordata; Actinopteri; Anguilliformes; Anguillidae. The coding region runs from base 471 to 2819 and encodes 782 amino acids. Gene Ontology annotation, biological process: regulation of transcription by RNA polymerase II. The transcript has 14 exons. The record is from RefSeq and is a predicted model, not a curated record.